This is a messenger RNA of Hemiscyllium ocellatum (epaulette shark), 4014 nucleotides long. RefSeq names its product ST13 Hsp70 interacting protein (gene st13). NCBI's taxonomy places the organism in Eukaryota, Metazoa, Chordata, Chondrichthyes, Orectolobiformes, Hemiscylliidae. The coding region runs from base 76 to 1146 and encodes 356 amino acids. The transcript is spliced from 12 exons. Gene Ontology annotation, molecular function: Hsp70 protein binding; protein dimerization activity. The record is from RefSeq and is a predicted model, not a curated record.
CGGAAGCGGCUCUGCGCAUGCGUGCGGAGGGGGCGGGAGUAGAGGAGAGCUGCAGCGCGCAGUAACUCAGCCAGCAUGGACCCGCAGAAACUUCGGGAUCUUAGCGCCUUUGUGCAGCUUUGCAAAGGGAAUCCGGCCGUGUUGCAUAUGCCCGAGUUGCGUUUCUUUCGGGAAUGGCUGGAAAGUAUGGGAGCAGUCAUCCCACCAGCAGCAGAACACCCGAAAUUUUCAGAGUCACCAAAGAAAGCAAACACAGAAGAGAAGGCACCGGCUCCAUCUCCAGAGCCAUCUUCUGAGAGCGAAGAGAGCGAACUGGAGAUUGAUAAGGAAGGUGUGAUUGAGCCAGAUGUUGAAGAACCCCAGGAAAUGGGAGAUGAAAGCAUUGAGGUUUCUGAGGAGCAAAUGGAUCAAGCCAAUGAGAAGAAAAUAGAAGCCAUUAAUGCAUUGAGUGAAGGGAACUUGGAAAAAGCCAUUGGCCACUUUACAGAGGCCAUUAAGUUGAACCCACGUCUAGCUGUUCUUUACGCGAAGCGAGCCAGUGUGUAUGUGAAAAUGCAGAAACCCAAUGCAGCCAUUCGGGACUGUGACAAAGCCAUCAGCAUCAAUCCUGACUCGGCACAGCCUUACAAAUGGAGGGGGAAGGCACACAGAUUGCUUGGUCACUGGGAGGAGGCAGCCCGAGAUCUGGCCACAGCCUGUAAACUAGAUUACGAUGAUGAUGCUAGCGCCAUGCUGAAGGAGGUGCAACCUCGGGCUCAAAAGAUUAUAGAACACAGAAGAAAAUACGAAAGGAAGCGUGAAGAGAAGGACAUUCGAGAGCGAAUAGAGCGGGCUAAAAAAGCAAAGGAAGAACAUGAAAAAGCACGUAAAGAGGAAGAGGCUCGCCGUCCAGGGGCAGCUGGAUUCGGUGGUUUCCCAGGAGGUGCUGGUGGUUUUCCAGGUGGAAUGCCUGGGAUGGCAGGAAUGCCUGGUCUGAAUGAUCUACUUGGUGAUCCAGAGGUGCUUGCAGCAAUGCAGGAUCCUGAGAUAAUGGCUGCAUUCCAAGAUGUGGCCCAGAACCCAGCUAACAUCUCGAAAUACCAGAACAACCCCAAGGUGAUGAACUUCGUGGAGAAACUAUCAUCUAAAUUUGGUGCCAAGCCAUAAAGAGCCAGAUCACGGAAUGUCUGAAAUAAAAUCUUAAUUAGAACUCCCUCCCUACCACCCAUGCACUGCUCUUGCAUCUAUAUACCUCCCAAAGUUCAGAGUAGCCUGCUUUAUUUUUGGGUCUUUUUCUUACUAGAUUUAAUUUGAUCUUUUGGAAUUUUUUUGACACAACAGUAAAAAAAAAUGUUGCUCAUGCAAAACCUCUCCUGCUGCUUAAUAUCUUUAGUGACCUGGGUCUGGUAACAGGUUUAUUACUUACACCGAGACUUGGAGUUCUAACCCUUUCACUAGCAAACUUUGGGGAUAUUUGAUGCCUCUAUUUUAGCAAAUCAGUUAAUGCUAAAAUAAACUGUUUAAAACUGUAGAGUGGAGAGUUAAUACAAACAUGGAUUGCCUUAGAAAGAAAAACACGGGAACAAAUUAACUGUAUGUGUGGAGUCCAGACAUUAAUGUGCUUCUAACCUACCUUUGGCAUAGUUAAGCACAGUUUGUAUUGUGGCAUGAGACUAUAGGCAGCAGAUGUAUUUCAGAUUUAAAACUUUGAUUAAUCCUCUGCUAGAUAACAUUAAAGAAGCCUUGUUCUCCUGCCUGCUGAGUUAGCUAAUCUCCAGGGGGAUUCAUUUGGAUGCUGUGGGUCAUCUUUGACUACAUAGGUGAGCAAUCCCUACUUCACUAUCCAGUGAUUUUACUGCAUGUUGUGGUUUUUGAAUAUGAAGAGAAGUUUGACAAACUUACACUCUGGCCAAGCAGCUUUCUGACCUAACUAUUUUUGUUAAAAGUGACAAACCGGGAGAUGUAUCAGUGGGCUGCAAGUACCCUUACAGCUGCAGCCAAGGAUAAAUGACUGACUGUCGACAUAAAUGCUAGUUUCAUGGUAAGGUACUAGAGGGGAAAGGAAUGAAGGUUGAGCACUUCCUAUGUGAAAUGUUUUGGGUAUUCAGUCAAAAGGACACUUUAUUGCCCUUGAUACCCACUACAUGACAGCCUAGUCAGUUGAUACAAACUAACACCUUGGUCUUUAUUAUCCACCAUACAACUUUGUGCACCCAGUUGUCAAGUAGUUACUGCUGAGGUUGCAACUAGGUUAAUUGGUUCAGUUGUAUUUCUACCCAGUAACAAUCAAUACAUUUUGAAAAGCAGAUUAAUGACUAUCUGACGAGAGCAAUAUUAAAUGUAAAUAUCAAGCAUGAGAACUCUACUUAUUCUGACCCUAAAAAUGUCUUUGUUUGCCUCCUUCAGAAGAUUAAAUUCUGGUGAAUUCAUGGUUGUGUCUGUAUUAAGCCAGUGUUAUUUAGACUGUUGUAGACUGAUUUCUUAUGAACAAGAUUUUUAUAUUUUUAUAGAACUCUAUACUAUUAACCAUCCUUGUUUAAUAGUGGGGAAGCAGAUGAAAAGAGCAAGUGGGCAAUUUUACACUCUUGUCGGAGAAAUUAAGUUCCCAGAGGUAUAAUUGUAGAAAUUUCUAUACUGAAGGGGCAGAAUCUGUAUGAUGUAUGUAGUUAUGCUGCCCUUUUCUCCCAUCUGCUAACUCUGAUGAACUGUGGAUACCCCUUCAGGGGGAUGGAGCUGUAAGUCUAUGAUCACUUGGGAGUUUUUUUUUAGUUCCGGAAGUAAAUGGAACUAGGGUGAAAUUGUUCCUCCUUCCCUCCCUCCCCCUCACCUUCUCUGAAUGUUAAUUGAUGGUAGCCAUGAUAUGAAGGUGCUGGUAUUGGACUGGGGUGGGCAAAGUCGUAAGUCACAUGACUCCAGGUUAUAGUUCAAGAGGUCUAUUUGAAAUCCUAAGCUUUCAGAGCACUGAUCCUUUGUCAGAUGAAGUCAGCAGCAGUGAUUUCAAGUAAAACUAUGGGACUAAAAACUGGUGUCGUGUGACUUAUGACAUAUUAAAUCGAGGCUGAAAGGGACCGGGAUCUCCCAGACUCAAACUUGAACAGACUGUCAUCCUUCCAUGUUUAAAAAGUAACAAAUAAAACAUCAAAUGUUCUCCUCCAAAAGAAUUUCUUAACAACACAAUAUAAUGAAAGUCUAUUUUAGAAAAAAAACCCUGCUAGUGCUUUAAUGAUGCUGGUUGUUUUCUUCACAUGUUCAAACAUACAGCAAUGAAGAAUGUCCUGUUAGCCUCAAUGCAGCUGGAGCAUAUGACACCCAUUAACAAAACUGGAGGAUUCCUUCAUGUACAGCCUCCCUAACAUAAGCAUUUUUCAAACCUGUCACUAAUUAUUAUUCUUUAUUCAUGGUUCAUGUUCAUUUAUUGCUGUUUCUGUCCAACCCCAGUGUACUCUCAUGUCCUUGUUCAUCCCUAUCCUUGAAUACCAUCUCAGCUCAGUGAGGUCUGUAGUCCUAUUGGUAUGAGCAUUGUAGCUCACCUCAUGGAAAGAUGGGCACCAGUUCUUGCUCAAGUCUAGUCUUCAAGGGUUGUGAAUCACACUCUGGUGCCAAGUGUUUCAAGGGUCACACAGGGCUGUUUACUCAAUAAGGUACUAUGAAUUGUAGAAGUACAUCAGUCAAUCCCCGUAUCAAUCUGCUCUGGGUCUUGUGGCAAGAUUAUAAAUUUCUUCUGAACCCACUUGGGAGAAUUUCACAAUGAGGCUUCUGCUGUUUGACUGCUGUAAACUUUCCACAACAGGAAAAGUCAAAACACCUGGGGCUACAAACCACCACAGCCUGUACCAUAACUCCCACUGGACUGUGAGCAACUGCUUGGAAGAAACACUCAACCACCCCACUGGCCUAGACUCAACCUGCUGAAUGGCUGCUUCCUGUACUUAGUUAUUAUAAGAUCAGCCAACCACAGUUGAUUAAAAGCAGCCAGUUGAUGAAAUAGUUACAAGUCUGCUCCACUAUUCUUAUAAAAUCAUAUCAAAUCAUUAA